AUGAACACAAAGGAUUCCAAGCCCGGGGAGCUCCAGCCGGAUCAAGAGGUCCCCACGAUUGACAAGAACCCCAGUUCAAUCCUGGUAAACAAGAAUCCCAAGCCGGACUCGCCCAUGGCCGACGACAAGCUGCCGCAAAAGACCGGGGCUGUGGUCAUUGACAUGGGCACGGGCACCUGUAAGGUGGGUUUCGCUGGGCAGGCCCGCCCCUCCUUCACCGUGGCCACCAUCAUGGGCUGCCAGCCCAAGAAACAGGCCACCUCGGGGCAGCCAGCGGUGGAAACCUUUAUCGGCGAGGCGGCCCGCGUGCGUCCAGAGCUGACGCUGGUGCAGCCCAUCCGGAAUGGCAUCGUGGUGGACUGGGAAGCCGCCGAGCUCAUCUGGCGCCACAUGCUGGAGCACGACCUCCAAGUGGACACCCAGGAACACCCACUGCUGUUCUCUGAUCCGCCCUUCAGCCCCGCCACCAACCGCGAGAAACUGGUGGAGGUGACCUUCGAAUCGCUGCGAUCCCCCGCCAUGUACGUGGCCUCGCAGUCGGUGCUGUCGGUUUACGCGCACGGGCGCGUCAGCGGGCUGGUGGUGGACACUGGCCACGGGGUCUCCUACACGGUGCCAGUCUUCCAGGGCUACAACCUGCCGCACGCCACCGAGCGCCUGGACCUGGCGGGCCACCACCUGACCGCCUUCCUGGCCGAGAUCCUGCUGGGCUCGGGCUUCGCGCUGCAGCAGCAGGACCUGGACACGGUGGAGAACAUCAAGCACCGCUUCUGCUACGUGGCCUCGGAUUUCCAGAAGGAGCAGGCGCGGUCGGAGCAAGAGUGCCAGCAGUCCUUCAAGCUGCCCGACGGGCGCACCGUGACGUUAGGCAAGGAGCUAUUCCAGUGCCCGGAGCUGCUCUUCCACCCGCCGGAGAUCCCGGGGCUGUCGCCCGUGGGCCUCCCCACCAUGGCCAAACAGAGCCUCCACAAGGUGCCCCAGGAGGUGCGGGGCGACGUGGCCCAGAGCGUGCUGCUGUGCGGCGGUUCCUCGCUCUUCGCCGGCUUGGAGGAGCGUUUCAGGGCCGACCUGCUGCGCUCUCUGCCCCCGGAGGAGCACGUGGUGGUGACCGCCCAGGCCAACAGGAACUUCUCGGUGUGGAUGGGGGGCUCCAUCCUGGCCUCGCUGCGCGCCUUCCAGUCCUGCUGGGUCCUGCGCGAACAGUAUGAGGAGCAGGGUCCCCACAUCGUGUACCGCAAAUGCUACUGA
Marmota monax (woodchuck) is the source of this 1248-nucleotide messenger RNA. RefSeq names its product actin like 9 (gene Actl9). Gene Ontology annotation, biological process: axonogenesis; cell motility. Gene Ontology annotation, cellular component: cytoplasm; synapse; axon. The coding region runs from base 1 to 1248 and encodes 415 amino acids. The transcript has a single exon. Gene Ontology annotation, molecular function: protein kinase binding; nucleosomal DNA binding. The record is from RefSeq and is a predicted model, not a curated record. NCBI's taxonomy places the organism in Eukaryota, Metazoa, Chordata, Mammalia, Rodentia, Sciuridae.